Messenger RNA from Hypanus sabinus (Atlantic stingray), 5094 nucleotides. RefSeq lists its product as uncharacterized. NCBI's taxonomy places the organism in Eukaryota, Metazoa, Chordata, Chondrichthyes, Myliobatiformes, Dasyatidae. Bases 106 to 1788 code for a protein of 560 amino acids. The transcript is spliced from 16 exons. The record is from RefSeq and is a predicted model, not a curated record.
CCGUCUCUUCUCCACUGCGGUAAUCUCGGGGCAGCGCGCUGUGGGAGUGAUCUCCGGGCAUGCAGCAAGGAUCAGACUGGGAGGGCCCCUCUCACGCCAGCCAGGAUGAUACCGGCUGAACUGAGGGUUUUGCUGCUGAUCCUGGGUUCUCUGGUUGCAGACCUCGCCACUGGUGAUCCGUGUGGAAAUCACACCAUCCUGGAUCAGCCCUGGAGGAGCACGGAUUGCUCUAAAACUCGGUGCAGUGGUCGGUGGAUGGAUGAUGGACACCUUACAGAAGGAUGGUACAGAUUUAGCAGACAUGGCAAUGUCAAGAUUCCUGAGACUACGGUUCCGUUCUUUCACUGCUCUGCAUGGGUCCCAGGCUGGUUAAAGGGUCUCCAUCCCGAUGUGGGAGCCGGUGAAGUGAACAGGAUCAUCUGUUUCAACUGGGUUGACCAAACUUGCAAAAAGCAACUGGAAAUCAGGAUCAAAAACUGCACAGCUUACUAUGUGUACAAGCUGAAGCCGACACCGGACUCAUAUAGAGUGUAUUGUACAGUUACAGACCCUGCACUGGGUGAUCCAUGUAUAAAUUAUAACAUCUUGGAUCAGCCCUGGAGGAGUACAAAUUCUCCUAGCACGAGUGGACAAUGUUCGUCUGACACAAGUCUUGAACAAGGAUGGUACAGAUUCAGCAGUUCCGGCGAUUGGAGGAUUCCUGAAGAAGAGCUUCCGGUGGGUGUCUGUUGUGGAAAGAGCCCAGGCUGGUUAGGAGGUUCCCAUCCCACUGUGACAGAGGGAGAGGUGAUGAGAAAGGUUUGCUUCAUGAUGAAUGGAAACAUCAUACCUGGAUCUGGCAUGAGUACAACUGGUGCAAUUCAAAGCAACACCACGUGCCUGGAUAUUAAGGUCAAAAAUUGCAUUGGCUACUUUGUGUAUCUGCUGAAGCCGACACCUAGUGAUCACGCUGUGUACUGCACAGAUUCCACUCUCGGUGAUCCGUGUGUAAACCACACUAUUCUGGAUCAGCCCUGGAGGAGCACGGACUGUUCAUUGGAAGAAUGCAGUAAAUACAUGAAUGAUGAUGCCCGGACAGAAGGAUGGUAUCGAUUUAAAAGUUCUGGUGGGUGGAGGAUUCCUGAGACUGCCGUUGCAACAGAGAAGUGCUCCGGGACAAGUCCAGGUUGGCUAAACGGUCACCAUCCCAGCACGGGAGAGGGGGAGGUCAACAGGACUGUCUGCUUCAGCUGGAAAAGUAACAGCUGUGAGACAAAGCGGAUAAUCAAGGUCAAAAACUGUGGUGCUUUUUUUGUGUACUGGCUGAAACCGACACUCUGCUGUAACAAAGUUUACUGUACAGAUCCAGCGUCUGAACCAACUCCCCAACCCGAGGGAACAACACCUGAGUCAGGCGAUGAUUUGUCUACGAUCACGGACCCAGAUACAAGUUCAGACCUUGAAAUUUCCACAAAUGGAUGUCCAAAAGGAACAGUGACUAGUGAGAACGUGCAGGAACCAUCCCUUAAUCCAACAAGAGAAACAUCUUCAGAUAUCAAAAAAUCCACAAGUGAAGAAGCCGGAGAUUCAUCAACUAGAGAACACACCCAGGAACCAUCAUCUGUCCCAGCGGGAGACGCACCCAAAGUCAAACGGCUCCCAACGAAGGAGGAAUGUGAGAAGAUGAUUAACACGGUCCAAGUGUUAUAUGUUGGACAGAACAGCCAGGGAAGCUCCGAGGAUUAUCUCCGUCUGGUACGUAAAAUGCUGAGAGAGCAGACCCUUUGCAAGUACGUCCUGUCCAAGUAAGGAAGGUUAAAUGGAACAGAGAACGCAGGAAGAAGAGGAUUGCAGUCAUACAAUGUAUCUCUGCAUCCAAUAUAUUGGUAGCUGGGGUGGUGGUGGGUAAGUUUGUGCUGGUGAAUCUGGAAUGGUGGUGGGUGAAAAUUUCUAAGCAAAAUGCAUAAUUAUCCAUAGAUUCAUCCUUCUGCAUUUUCUCAAUUUAUUGACAAACAAGUUACUCUUUUCAAACUUGUAACUAUAGGCAAUCCUGAGAUUCAGUUUCUUCCAAACACUCUCAAUCAGUCUACAGAAUAAUAAUCAGAACAGAAUCAAUGUAAGACCGCCCCACUAAGGUGUUCAAUCAGAGUGCAGAGGGCAACAAACUGCAAAUAUGAAAAGAAUAAAUAAUAAUAAUAAUAAUAAUUAGGCACAAAAUAUUGAGAACAUGAGAUGAAGAGUUCUUGAAGUGAACCAAUUGGCUGGGAAUUAGUGAAGUUACCUCUUUGGAUUAAGAACCUAAUGGUCGAGUGGCAGUAACUUUCUCAACAUGGUGGUGUGAGAUCUGAAGCUCCUGCAUUACCAUCUUGAUGGCAGCAGUGAGGAUUCCUGAUAAUGGAUGCUGCCUUUCUGUGAUAACGCUUCAUGUAGAUGUGUUGAAUAGUUCAGAGAUCUUUGUCCCUGAUGAACUGGGCUGUAUUCUCUACUUUUUACAGCAUUUUAUGUUCAAGGGCAUUGUUUCCAUUCUGCCAUUGCCUAUUAGUUGUCAAUGAUUGAGUGCGUGGGAAUGCAGAGAGACUUGGAUAGAUUGGGGGAAUGGGCAAAGAAGUGUCAAAUGAAUUAAAAUUUCGGAAAGUGUACAGUCAUGCACUUUGAUAGAAGAAAUAAAGGGGCUGACUAUUAUUUAAAUGGGGAGAGAAUUCAAAGUUCUGAGAUGCAACGGGAUUUGGGAGUCCUCGUGCAGGAUACCCUUAAGGUUAACCUCCAGGUUGAGUCGGUGGUGAAGAAGGCGAAUGCAAUGUUGGCAUUCAUUUCUAGAGGAAUAGAGUAUAGGAGCAGGGAUGUGAUGUUGAUGCUCUAUAAGGCACUGGUAAGACCUCAGUUGGAAUACUGUGUGCAGUUUUGGGCUCCUUAUUUAAGAAAGGGUGUGCUGAUAUUGGAGCGGGUUCAGAGAAGAUUCACUGCAAUAAUUCUGGAAAUGAGAGGGUUAAAAUAUGAGGAACGUUUGGCCCCUCUUGGACUGUACUCCUUGGAGUUUAGAAGAAUGAGGGGGGACCUCAUAGAAACAUUUUGCAUGUUGAAAGGCAUGGACAGAGUGGAUGUGGCAAAGUUGUUUCCCAUGGUGGAGGAGUCUAAUACGAGAGGACAUGACUUAAAAAUUGCAGGGCGCCCAUUCAGAACCGAGAUGCGAAAAAAAAAUUUUAGCCAGAGGGUGGUGAAUCUGUUGCCACGGGCGGCAGUGGAGGCCGGGUCAUUGGCUGUAUUUAAGGCAGAGAUUGAUAGGUAUCUGAGUAGCCAGGGCAUCAAAGAUUAUGGUGAGAAGGCGGGGGAGUGGGACUAAAGGGGAGAUUGGAUCAGCUCAUGAUGAAAUGGCGGAGCAGACUCGAUGGGCCAAAUGGCCGACUUCUGCUCCUUUGUCUUAUGGUAUAAAACUUAGCAAUGAAAGACACAUUCAUGAUCUUCCCAUGUGAGUGGGUAACUGUUUCUGUAUCUGAUAAUAUACAAGUGUUCCUGCUUUACUGGAGCAGUGAUAUUAUGCUUAUUUAUCUAAGUGUAUUCCCAGAUAACUUUUUGACAAAGGAAACCGAUCUAAGCAGAUUGAAGAUAACACAAAAUAUGCUGGUGUUGAAGAUGGUCUUAGGUUACAUUGAUUACUGGGGAAAAUGGAUGGAGAAAACUUGCCCAACCCAUCCCUUUUGAUCUCGACCUCUUAUUUCUUGCAUGUCUGUGGACUCCUUGCUUAAUGGAAUUGGCCAUUAACAAUAAAAUCUGGGAGCCCCAGACCACAGUAUCAAUGCCCCAUAAUGUUACUAAUUUCUAAUAACUUUCCCCCAAGCCUUAGGCUUCCAAUGAGAACCCAUGAUUGUUCAACGUCUAAUUUCUGCUCAUAAACAUUAGGACAGGCAGCAUCCUGGUAAAUAGUACCUGUAUCUCUUCACAGCGUCCUGACUGUGAAAUGGUGACCAGAAUUGCACACAGUACCCCAGUUGCGGCCCAACAAUCUUCCAUAAAGCUGCAAUAGGUGUCCAUUGAUCUUGUGCUCACUGCUCCAACCAGUAAAGACAGGGAUGUCAGACACCAUUAACAUUUUGUUUAUAUACUGGGAUGACCUCUUUCUGGAUCACAGAGCAUAGACAAGUACAGCACAAUGCAGGCUAUUCAGCCCACAAUGUUGUGCCACCCUUUUAACCCACUCUAAAAUUAAUCUUAACUCUUCCAGUCCACGUAGCCCUCCAUUGUUAUUUUAAACUUGUGCCCAUCUGAGACUUAUAUACCUGAUAUACCUUCCUCUGCCACUACCCUGAACAGUGUGUUCCACACAUCUGCCACCCCCGUGUGUAAAUUUAAAACCUCUGAAUCGCAAACCGCCUGGUGCAGAAAGGUAAAACCCCUGGAUCCCUCACCACCCUGUCAUUCCCCUUGAAUUAGCCACGUUUGCUCUCGAGAACAGUCUGCAACUGUUUUUGCCUCAAAUAAUCUUGUAUACGUCUGUCAGGUCACCACAUAUCCGCCUCUCCAAAAGGAAAAGCCGUAACGCACUCAACCUAUCAUCGUCUAAUCACCACUCUGUCUAAUCAGGGCACGUCUCUGGUAAUUUUCGUCUGCAUCUUCUAAAGCUUUCACAUUCUUCCAAUAAUAAGUCAAAACGAAGUGAACUGGGUGUUCCUGUAAUGAGUUCUCAGGGCUUGUUGGGGGAGCCGGUGAGCAUUGGGGGGGGUCCGACGUUUUUAGAGCAGCUGAUUGGUUAAUUGCUGUUCAGAGUUCCUUGUGUUUUUCUCACGCGACUCGUUUCCUGUCGGUCUCCUGGUGCCCAUUGUUAAAUCUAAAUUUGUAGGCUCAGCGAUUCUGUCACUUCUAUUAUUUAAGCAGAAGCCGAAUUACUUCUGGCACCGUUGCUUGACCUAGCCGCCGAUGUUCUUUGGGAAUUAUUGUGAUUAAAAUGUUAUCGCCAUCUCUACAUUGGAGUCUUGUCUUUCCUAUGCAACUAGGUUUCGAUACUUCCAGCGCAAAUCGUGACAAUUUCAAAUGUGGUCUAACCAAAUAUUUACAGACCUGCUACGUUACCUCAUGACUUUGAAUUCAAUCUACCAAAUACUUAAAGUCAUAAAUAUACCU